AUGCCGAAUCCAGACUCUCCCAGUCAGUCUGACAGAGUGACAGUACUGCUGAAGAGAAGGGAUGAGCGUCCUCUUUCCUCCAUCAGCUUGUCAUACUCGGAUGUCACAACUGACUCAGACACUGAUGGUGAAUCUCAGUGUGAUGAGGACUGUGACCACAGUGUGAAACCUGUUCAGGACAAACGCCUGAAUCGUGUUACGGAUUGCGAAGUCCAGGACAUUCUGUCUCCCUCUGUGAGUGUACGGAAAGAGAACAGAGCCAAUCUGCGGAAGAGAGCCAGGCAGGCCCGUGCCGAAAGACACAAUUUCUUUAAAAUGUUUGAAAAAAUCCUGCAAGACCUGGAACGUGACGCAGACAUGGAGGAGAUCCCGAACACCAAACACGUCAAAGACGUGUCUGCUGUGAAGAUCCAGAGACAGGAUCUCUCUGAGAUAGAGAUCACUUCUGUGGUCCCCCUCUCCAUUGAGGAUGCCACGGACUCAACCCCUCUGACUCCUCCUACUCCCGAGGUCCUCCUCUUGAACCAGCAGGUCCCCCAGGCUCCUCUCAACUGUGUCACCGUUGGAGUUGUGACUCCUAGCAGGCCUGAGACUCCGCCUGCUGUGGGGUGUUUGCCCCACUCUCGUCUGCCACCAAUCACCAACUUGAGCACUGAUGCAAAGAAGCUGCUGCAAGGAGGAUUGGAUGAGCUCCAGCAGGAUAUGACGAAGCAGACAACGGGGAAAAAGAAGGCCAAAGCCCAGUCACACAUCCAACCACUGACUGUGGAGGAAGAUUCCAUUAACAACGGGAAGGAGAAGAAAAAGAAAAAUCCAACCAACUUUGAGAUCCAGAUGGCCACCGUUGUUGGCGAGAGCCCCCCCUCACAAGAUGGCCGCCAGGCUGCCACCCGGCCAGGGAGAGGGCGCUCCAGGCUGCCAGCCCCUCCUGCAGGCAGUCCAGAGAAGGAUGUCGCCUUCUCCGUCAGCAUGAGACACGCCUUCGUACCCUUCUCAGGAGGGAUGAUCCUAGCUGCAGAUUAUUCCCAGUUGGAGCUGCGGGUGCUAGCUCACCUCUCUAAGGACCGGCGCCUCCUACAGGUGCUGAACGGAGGGGUGGAUGUUUUCCGCUGCAUCGCGGCAGAGUGGAAGAACAUAACCCCAGAUGCUGUGAAGGACGGCCUCAGACAGCAGGCCAAGCAGAUUUGCUAUGGCAUCAUCUACGGGAUGGGAGCCAAGUCUCUGGGGGAGCAGAUGGGCGUGGAUGAGAACGAUGCUGCCUGUUACAUAGAGAGCUUCAAGGCCAGAUACACAGGGAUCCAGUCCUUCCUGAGAGACACGGUGAAGAGCUGUGUAAAAAAGGGCUACGUUCAGACACUGCUGGGACGCAGGAGAUACCUGCCUGGGAUCACAAACGGCAACACCUACGCCAGGGCACAUGCAGAGCGCCAGGCGGUGAACACCACUGUUCAGGGUUCAGCUGCUGACAUUGUUAAACUGGCCACUGUCAACAUCCAGCAGAGACUACAGGAAACCUUCCCUACUGCCCCCCUGUCACAUCAACACCCACACUCAGACAGGGGCCGUAGCAGGACAUGGCCUCGGGUCAGAGGGGCUUACUUCAUCCUGCAGCUGCAUGACGAGCUGAUCUACGAGACCACAGAAGAAGACCUCAUUCGGGUGGCUCAAAUAGUGAAGAGAGAGAUGGAGUCAGCAGUCAAGCUUUAUGUGAAGCUCAGAGCCAAAGUCAGGGUGGGACCCAGCUGGGGUGACCUCCAGGACAUGGAAAUAUGAAGGUGGGUUGAAAGUGGCCUUAGACAUACUGAAGUAGGACUUGACAGCUUUACACAAGUGUUGCUUUCUGUGUUUUUCUACGUAUAUUUCUGUGUGAUAGUCAUUUAUUCUCAACAAUAUACUGAAUGGACUGAAAUGUUUAACAUAUUUUAAAGUGUCAAGAUAAGUUUUAAUCUCUGCUGUUUACGAAUGAACUGAAUGUAGUAAUGCAUAUGUAUAUUUUUAAUCCUCUAAAUUGUGAUCCUGUGUAAAAGUUAUUUGUC
This is a messenger RNA of Osmerus eperlanus (European smelt), 2036 nucleotides long. RefSeq names its product DNA polymerase theta-like. Gene Ontology annotation, biological process: double-strand break repair via alternative nonhomologous end joining; DNA-templated DNA replication. The transcript has 15 exons. Bases 1 to 1773 code for a protein of 590 amino acids. The record is from RefSeq and is a predicted model, not a curated record. Lineage: Eukaryota; Metazoa; Chordata; Actinopteri; Osmeriformes; Osmeridae. Gene Ontology annotation, molecular function: DNA binding; DNA-directed DNA polymerase activity.